CGGUGAAUAGAGCAGAGCAAUGAUGGGGAGGGCAAUUUGGGUGCGUGAGUCAGACUAUAGGAGCUGAUGAAGCAAUUACGGGCAUAAAGACGGGUUUGACGUCACUGUAGUAUGUAGCCCCCAACAGCAGGCUAAUGUCCAAAUCAAGUCCGAACAUCUCGACAUUCAACUGGCGGUUCUCGGCUGUCAGGCAAGAAAAACAAACCCCUUUCCAAGUUUGUUGCCGUGCCUGGACAGGUGCGUACUCUCUAUCUAUAGAGGCUGGUAUCCUGCCUAGGCGCGGACAAGGGUGGGGGGUUCCAUGCGAAUAUGGCUUGCAACGAGCGUCCCACCUUUCAUGGGGAAAAGUGGACGAGCUUCAGUCCAUGAGCCAGGCCAUCUUAGACCUUGGAUUGAAAGUGGGUGUGAAGUGGGUUGUGAUGUUAUUGUCACUAGUGCCGGGUCUGGAAGGAAGAACCGAGCCAAAUCGAGUCCAUUACGCACAUAAGUAUAUGUGUCGUAUCAGUCACUUGAGUCAAGCUAGAAGAUCAACCAAAAUCACCAUCAUUAGCCCGAACCAAAAAAAAAAUAUGGAACGAAAACUUACUGGGAAGCAUUCAAUCUCGCCUGCGAAAACCUCUACACAUUAAACUUGGCCUGCCAUAUCCCUCCCGUCCCUGCCCGUAUACUCCUCUAGCUGCUCAAACCCCUCACAUUCCGCCGCUCGCUCACAUCCUCAUUGGUCCUACACCUGCACUCCCACUCCGCCUUCCCGCACCACUAGCAUUCCCACCGCCCUGUCCCUCCGCUACAGCCUCGUCCACGAUCUUCUCCAUAGACAUCCUUGUUCAAAGAGUAUGAUAUAGGUCGAAAAAAAAUGGCACCUUGAAUUUACGACGGAAUCGAACAGUACAAGGGGACUCCAACCAAUUCUGAGCACGAUCCUCUGCA
This is a messenger RNA of Cantharellus anzutake, 930 nucleotides long. RefSeq lists its product as uncharacterized. NCBI's taxonomy places the organism in Eukaryota, Fungi, Basidiomycota, Agaricomycetes, Cantharellales, Hydnaceae. The transcript is spliced from 2 exons. The record is from RefSeq and is a predicted model, not a curated record. The coding region runs from base 135 to 629 and encodes 164 amino acids.